CCAGCGCUCCGCUCGGGUUCGCCGUGAUUUCAUACCGAAGUCAUACUUCACAUUCCAGCUUUACUGUCAAAUCAGGAGAAAUAUUUCUUCAAAAACACCAGCGUGGUUUGCAUUUGUAAAUGAGCUCAUGCGAUAAAGCCUGAAAUCCAUUUUUGCCCACAGCAGAGCAGAGGUUUGCGUUUAAGUCCUGGGUGUGAGGGCUCGCGUAGGGGCCCAGGUGGAGCCGCCACCAUUGCAGCCAACGAGUGGAGCACCAGCGAGAGCCCGGAGGAGGGGCAGGAGGAUGGAGUGGACGGGAUGGACAAGGCCGGAAUGGACGGCGAUGCGGAGGGCGUCUGGAGCCCUGACAUCGAACAGAGUUUCCAGGAGGCUCUGGCCAUUUAUCCCCCAUGUGGCCGCAGGAAGAUCAUCCUCUCAGACGAAGGCAAGAUGUAUGGUCGUAAUGAGCUGAUAGCAAGAUACAUAAAAUUGCGGACUGGAAAAACCCGCACACGAAAACAGGUGUCUAGCCAUCUGCAGGUUCUUGCACGGAGAAAGUCUCGCGAGAUUCAGUCUAAGCUGAAGGCCAUGAACUUGGAUCAGGCUUCCAAAGACAAAGCCCUGCAGAACAUGGCCGCUCUUUCCUCGGCUCAGAUCGUUUCUGCCAGUGUGAUGAAGAGUCAGCUGCCUCCUCUUCCUCAGCACCCCUACCCGCCUCCAGCCCGGUUUUGGCCUGGCCCCAUCCCAGGACAGCCUGGACCUUCUCAGGACAUCAAACCCUUUGCACCGAGUGCGUACUCCACCCUUCAGCCUCCACUGCCUGCACCCAUAUCAAGUUAUGAGCAGUUACCCACCCCGCACCCCCCGAGCGCCACUGCCGUGCCUGUGUGGCAGGACCGGACCAUUGCCUCCUCUAAACUCCGCAUGCUAGAGUACUCGGCCUUCAUGGAGGUCCAAAGAGACCCUGACACUUACAGCAAGCACCUGUUUGUCCACAUCGCCCAGACAAACCCCUCAUACACAGAUCCUCUCCUGGAGGCCGUGGACAUCCGUCAGAUCUACGACAAGUUUCCAGAGAAGAAGGGAGGACUGAAGGAGCUGUAUGAGAAAGGCCCUCAGAACGCUUUCUUUCUGGUCAAAUUCUGGGCUGAUCUGAACAGUAGUAAUGUUCAGGAUGGCGCAGGCUCGUUCUAUGGGGUGAGCAGUCAGUACAGCAGCGCUGAAAACAUGACCAUCACUGUCUCCACUAAAGUCUGUUCUUUUGGAAAGCAGGUGGUAGAAAAAGUUGAGACGGAGUAUGCGCGUGUGGAGGGCGGGAGGUACGUUUACCGGAUCCAUCGCUCACCCAUGUGCGAAUACAUGAUCAACUUCAUCCAUAAACUCAAACACCUGCCAGAGAAAUACAUGAUGAACAGCGUCCUGGAGAACUUCACUAUACUGCAGGUUGUCACGAAUAGAGACACACAAGAGACUUUGCUUUGCAUUGCGUUCGUGUUUGAGGUGUCCACAAGCGACCACGGAGCACAGUAUCACGUUUACAGACUCGUCAAGGACUGAAUGGCCACUGUGCCGAAAACACCUCCGGACGCCGUUCAUCCAAUGCGUACGAACAAAGUGAGGAAAAGAAAAUUAGACAAACCUGAAGCUCGUAAACACAAUCAUGGACAAAACACAAACCGGGAUCCUCUGCACUAGGUUGUGUUGUAUAUUUAGUCGUGUUCCUUAAAAGCAAAGGAAAUGUACUUUCAGGGAUAAUUCUGUUUCUUACUGUUUUGUGGAGGAGAGGUCUUGAAUGUCUGUGGUGGGUGAACUCUUGUCACGUUUAUGGUACUAGACUCUGAAGGCACAAAGGUCUUUUUAAAAGCGAAUAGGAAAGGAAUUCUGGUCGGUACAAGUCUUUCUCUAAUCAGGAACGUUGCGAUAGCAUAUGUUUGUCUUUCAUUUAGAGACAGCAGCUUGCUACCUCUGACCUUUGACAGAUCGCAGGCUCAGAAUGCGCUUUGAAGAAUGCUUGAAAAUAAAAACGGUUUGUGUAGCAAAGAAACACUGAAUGUUUGUUAUGAUGGGAAGCGCAAGUUGCAAGAAGUUCAGGGCUCAUGUUCCAUGAAUGUCGCACACUUUUGCAAGUUUUACUCUCGAUUUCGCUUGAUUUUGGAAAGUGCAAAUGUGUGAGCUAUUUCUACCUCCUGGUGUUACAUGCGUAUGUGUGGAAGCCUGUUUCCACCUCAGAAUCAAAAAGGUAAUUGUGGGGUUUUAUCUCAUGAUUUCUCACAAAUUUUUCUCACAAUUUGGACUUAUUUAUUGCCGUUCUGAGAAAAAAGGGAGAAUUGUACGAAGCUCAGAAUUCCGAUGUUAACUUGCAAAUUCUAGUUUAUAACUAGAUAUAAGAAAAAGUCAGAACUGCGAGAUAUCUAAUCAGAAUUGCAAGAGUCAGAAUUCGGAGUUUAUAUCUCAAAAUUGUGUUUAUUUCUCAGAAUUUCUGGAAACAAACAAAAAAAUGGGGAAAAAAAGUCAGAACUGUGAAAUAAAAAGUUGCAAUUACCUUUUUUCUUUUAGUAGCAGGAACAAAAAAAAUGAAUUGCGAGAUGUCAACUCAGAAUUUUGAGAGGAAAGGUCAGAAUUGCGAGAUCACAAUUCUGAAGAAAAAAAGGCAGAAUUUUGAGUUUAUAUCUCGCUAUUAUGUGUUUAUGUCUAAGAAAUCUGGCUUUUUUUCUCUGAAUUUCUAGAAACCAAAAAAGAAAAAACAGCAUUUUUUUUUGCUAUUAUACGUUUAUGUCACAGAAUUCUGGCAAUUUUCUCAAAAUUUCUAGAAAAAAAAAACAGAAUUGUGAGAUAUGAACAGACUACUGAGAUACAGAAUCAGAAUUGUAAGAAAAAAGUCUGAGUUCAUAUCUCUAAAUUAUGGCUUUUUUCUCAAAUUUUCUAGGGAAAAAAAAAAAAACUGAAUUGCAAGAAGCAAAAUCCCCCCCUAAAAAAUAGACCAAAAAAGUCAGAUUUGUAAAAUAUAAACUAAGAAUUGAGAGAUAUAAUUUAGAAUUGUGAGAUGUAAAUUCAGAAUUCUGAAAGAAGUCAGUAUUGCGAGAUAAAAACAGAAUUGUGAGAUAUAUAAUCAGAUGUGCUUCAAAAAAGUCAGAAUUCUGAGUUUAUAUCUCGUUAAGUGUUUAUGUCUCAGAAUUCUUUUUUUCUCCAAAUUGUGAGAUGUAAACUCAGAAUUCCGACCAGUAUAAAUAUAAACAGAACUGUGAGAUAUAUAAUCAGAUUUGCGAGAAAAAAGCUUAUAUCUCGUUAUUAUGUUUAUUAAAAAUUAUUUUUUCUCAGAAUUUCUAAAAAAAAAAAAAAAAAAAAUAGAAUUGCUAGAUUUAAACUCAGAAUUCUGACCAAAAAGUCAGAAUUGUAAAUUGUAAACUUAGAAUUGAGAGACAAAUUAUUUAGAAUUGUGAGAUAUAAACUCAAAAUUCCGAAAGAAGUCAGAAUUGCAUCUUAUAAACAGAAUUGUGAGGAAAAGUCAGAAAUGUGAGUUUACAUCUCUUUAGUAUGUUUAUGUUUAGAAUUCUGGCUUUUUUUUUUUCAGAAUUUCUUUAAAAAAAAAAAAACAGAACUGCGAGAUGUAAACUAAGAAUUGUAAAAUACUGUAGAACUGUAAGAAUUGUGAGAUAUACAUAUAGAACUGAGAUGUAAAUUUGGAAUUGUAAGAAAAAAGUAAAAACUGCGAGAUAAAAAGUCACAAAUAUAGCUUUUAUUUAUCUAUUUUUUAAUUCUGUGGUGGAAACAGGCUUCCAUAGAUAUGCAAAGUGCGUUUUUAAAGCAGAGUUUUGAUUUAAAACCAUUUUGCCAUAAUGAUUAUUGUGAAUAUGCAUGGAUUUUACUCGAUUGCCCUCAUUUUGAGUGCCUUAUCACUUUUGUGUCUACCUUCGCCAUACUGGCGAGUGAGCAGGAAAAUUCAGUAGAUCAGGUAACACAAAGAGGGCAAAUCUGCUAUUGAAUAAUGGGGUUACAGCGGGACAAAACAAAUCUCGGCAUGUAACACUUGGUUUUGAUUUCUCAGUGUUUUUAAUCUACGAAUUACAUGCUAAUUACAUCAUCACCAAAGCCAAUUAAACUUAACUGGGUGCUUGAGUAUUUUUUCCUAAUAAAAAAACAUUGUGUUUUAAAAGAAAAAAAAAUGUAUUUUAAUAUAAAGUUUAAAUAUGUCAGUUGUUUUCUCAAUUUUAGGAGUGUGGUAAGGCGUGCCAUUAGUCAACAGAAGAUUUUGAACAGCACAAAGUGAAAUCAACCGUUAAUUCCAUAUCAAAAUGUGCAAUAAGAUCCGGGCUAUUCCGAUCCACAUUUUCUCAGGUUCUUUCAGUAAUGUAGAAACAUUUACAGUAUGUCGAUCAUCAAUUCAUUACUCUUUUUUAUGUUUAUGCUUCCACACAUGGCAUCCAUCUUGGUGUUGAUUGUUUUUUUUUUUAACCCACAAUCACCUGCAAUGGUUAGUACAUAUGAUUUUAAACAUCAGACAUAAUCAGCGACAUUUAACUGCAGCCAUCUGAUUAUUUAUAGCAUCGUAUAUACAUUUGUCCAAUGAAUUAUGGAAAGCAAUGUUGCAUAAACAAUUGAGGACUGUUUAUUUAGUCGUACAUUCUCCUUUUGGAACUCCGGAUGCAAAACUUUUUUUUUUCUGUAAUAUCUUAACCAAAGAAUCGAAUGUGAACAUCAUCCCAGUCUUGCCUUAUUGUGUGCUUCAGGUCUUCUGUGACAUUUUAAAAGAAAAACCAUGCUUCUGUGUGAGUGUGUGUGUUUGUGUGUAUUUGUGCACCUGUGUGUGUGAGAGAGAUAAAUAGAAGUUUUGAAAUUGUUUUGUGUAUAUUUUAAGAAUGUUACAGGAAAAAGGUUUUUAUGUCUAUUCUUUUUUCAUUUUGAUUUUUUUUGCUUUGUUUGUUCCAGUAUCAUUCUUGUUCUGGUUAAUAUUAAAUAAGGGUUGUAACAUC
Molecule: messenger RNA, 4949 nt
Organism: Labeo rohita (rohu)
Lineage: Eukaryota; Metazoa; Chordata; Actinopteri; Cypriniformes; Cyprinidae
Gene: tead3a
Product: TEA domain family member 3 a
Exons: 13
Coding region: 298-1536 (412 amino acids)
Biological process (GO): embryonic organ development; positive regulation of transcription by RNA polymerase II; hippo signaling
Cellular component (GO): transcription regulator complex
Molecular function (GO): DNA-binding transcription factor activity, RNA polymerase II-specific; RNA polymerase II cis-regulatory region sequence-specific DNA binding
Source: RefSeq, a predicted model, not a curated record